This is a messenger RNA of Blastomyces gilchristii SLH14081, 822 nucleotides long. RefSeq lists its product as uncharacterized. NCBI's taxonomy places the organism in Eukaryota, Fungi, Ascomycota, Eurotiomycetes, Onygenales, Ajellomycetaceae. The record is from RefSeq and is a predicted model, not a curated record. The coding region runs from base 1 to 822 and encodes 273 amino acids. The transcript is spliced from 2 exons.
AUGCCCCCAAUCAGACGGUACCUGCGCAUCAGCAAAUACUCUGUGCUGGAAUGCAGGAUAUAUCUUGAGAAUCCUGCCCAUUCACGAUGGUUGCUUGACGCCCGCGACCCAGCUCUACCCCGUGUAUUCAAGAGUAUACAGCCUCUGAUCCUCCCAAAGCUAAGGGAGGAAACUGAGCGAGCACGCGCGAAGAAGAAGUCGAAACCCGUCAAAGACGUCCUUUCGGAGGAGGAUGAUUUCGAGGUUUCCAUCUUCCUCCGUGAUAGCGGCACCAGCCACUCGCUUGUUACAAAACUAAAGUCCUUUAACGAUCGACCAUCCAAGAUCCAGAGUAACUCAAGUAAAUUACCUGGAACGGAUGACUCUCCGAUUCAUAUCGCCGAUGACCCCGUGACGAUACCGACUAUUAUACCUGAGAGUGACGAGGAGUCCCCGAUCAACUUGCAAGAUAUACCGACAGCCACGGCCCCCGUAACUAAUGAGGAAGGCGUCGACAUCCAGUCAUCGACAAGCCGUCGUCGACGAAGGGAGAACCGUACAGAAAAUAGUGCCAAUAUAGAAGCCGGUAGCGUUGACGAGGACACUCAUGCCACGAAGCGAAAAAAGACCUAUAUCGAACCUACUCCGGAACUGCAAGACGACAAGAAACUACACCUUACUACCACCUAUAAAGGGUUCACAAUAUGGGGCAGGAUAUUAUGCCUCCUCGUCACCAGGAAAGGCGACAGAGCGAGAUCAAAACCUGAUGCAGCACCAGCUGGUCAGGCAUUAAUGGAAGAAUGGAUCUCAACGCAGGCCCCGCAGGAAUUCGAAGAAGCCUGA